UUCAGUACCAAGAGCGGUAACCCCAAGCUACACUCGGGCUUACCAUGCGGCGUUGCUCAGGGAGUCCCUGCAGCACUUACCUUAUCCUUCGCUCCUGCGAUGUGUCCCCUGCAGCGUCCCUGGCCAUCUCCUCCGGCUGAUGCCGGCAUCCGGCUUCCGUGUUCCGGUCCCUGUGACGUCGGGACGUACGGACGCCAGAAACCGGUGGCAAAUUUGAAAUUUUUUAAAAAUUUCAUUUUUUUUAAAAUGAUUACACUGUUCAACAGUAAAACAUUGCUGUUUCAAUGCAUUUCACAUACAUUUUGUCCCGAGUGCUUUGUCCUGUGCCCUGCCUGCAUUUUGACUGUUCUUUCUGCCUGGAAACUUAGAAAAGUCCAUGGCGUCCAAAAAGCAUCCCUUUAUGUCAAAAGCGGUUGUAGACCGGCUAGAGAACAGCGAUAGUAAAUCAGAACCACUUGCAGAAUUGAGUGAUAAUGAUUUGUGGGGAAAUUCGUCAUCAGACACUGA
This is a messenger RNA of Staurois parvus, 507 nucleotides long. Lineage: Eukaryota; Metazoa; Chordata; Amphibia; Anura; Ranidae. The record is from the annotation of a GenBank genome assembly.